This is a messenger RNA of Solea senegalensis (Senegalese sole), 3580 nucleotides long. It is a transcript of the gene atf6, whose product is annotated as activating transcription factor 6. The record is from RefSeq and is a predicted model, not a curated record. Gene Ontology annotation, biological process: endoplasmic reticulum unfolded protein response; regulation of transcription by RNA polymerase II. The coding region runs from base 133 to 2082 and encodes 649 amino acids. NCBI's taxonomy places the organism in Eukaryota, Metazoa, Chordata, Actinopteri, Pleuronectiformes, Soleidae. Gene Ontology annotation, cellular component: nucleus. The transcript is spliced from 16 exons. Gene Ontology annotation, molecular function: DNA-binding transcription factor activity, RNA polymerase II-specific; RNA polymerase II cis-regulatory region sequence-specific DNA binding.
ACCCGUAGAUUUACGGUAAAACAGACGUGUAUCUUUGCGUCAAACGGAAACAGUUCUACAUAACAUCUGAAACAUGAAUAGUACUACAAACCGUCGCUCGUUGGAAAUUUGUCGCAUCGGUAUUAUUUUCUAAUGAAUUCAAACUUGGAAAAGCAACAACAAUAUCCAGAGAUGAAUAACGAGACAGGGAGCAUCUCUAUCGACCAGGGAGGAGAGUGGGAUGUAAGCCUGUUUGAUGAGUUGGACAACCUGGGAGAUGCAGAUGAACUGUUUCAAGCUUUGUAUAGUACUGGUUAUGCCAGUGAGGGUCCACAUCUGGACUUUGACAUUGAUAUACCUCCAUGGAAUAUUAUGGACACAAGCAGCAUCUGCACAGGUACAACAUUACAUGAUGAUGGUGAAGUGAGCGUGGGCUCUCAGUCACCUGCCCACACUCUGAGCUCUGUCCCGUCUCCUUCUUCUGUGGAAGUUCUGUCCCCUUACUCCCUGCACGAUGAGGCCCUGUCACCACAGUCACAGCACUCACCUGUUUCAGUCUGCUCAGAGUCCAGUGGCUUUUCUGAAAUCUCUUCCCCAACCAAAACGGGUCAAAAGAGAACCAACCAGACAACACGAGCCAAACCAACUCAGGCUGUCAAGAGGCCGAUUCAGACGGGCCCCAAAGUUUCCAUCCAGCCCAAACCGCUUAUCACAGCUGUGCCAUUAGCAUCAGCAGCCGCUCCCCUUCAGGCUAAGACAAUCAUCAUCCAGCCCCUGCAGACCACUUUGCUGCCUGUGGUCAAACCAGCUCCAAUCAACAUCCAACCAGCGCCCCCUCCAGGUCGUGCUAUAGUGCUUUCUCAGCCAAGCCAAGUGCUACAGAUCCAAACACCACAGGCCAUCACCAGCAAUGUGGUCACCAUGUCAACACUCAGUCAUGACAGGCCUGUCCCAGUUCCUGUCGCGGCGCCACCAUUAGUCUCUGUCACACUUCGAACCUCUUCCUCAGAUGAUGAUUCGAAGUUAUCCCAGAGACAGCAGCGCAUGAUUAAGAAUCGCGAGUCAGCAUCUCUGUCUCGGAAGAAGAAGAAAGAGUAUCUGCUUUCGCUGGAGGCCCGCCUGAAAUUAGCUUUGUCCGAGAAUGAGGCACUCAAGUGUGAGAAUGGCAACCUCAAAAGGCAGCUGGAGGGUCUGCUGUGCGAGAGCACAAUACUAAAAGCAACAGCGCCCAAGAGGAGAGCUGUGUGUCUCAUGGCGGUUUUGGUCUUCAUUGUGCUAAAUGUUGGACCAACAAGUUUGUUUCAGGGUGGUCCAGGCUCCAAGCUUGAAGUUGUUUCCACGCAGCACAGCGGCAGACACCUGCUGGGUUUCUCUCCAGAGGCAAACACUGAGGUCGUGAUGGGCCCUGAGCCCCUCGACAGCAGCCCCUCUAAGAUGGUCGACAGCUCCGAGGAUAAGGCCUUGAUGGUGGUGAAAGAUCCCAUCUUUCUCAGACCUCCCCCACCCUGCCAGCCUCCUGUUAACAGGACCAAGUGUAUAGAGUUGGCCCAUGAGUUGAGGGGUUGGGUUCACCGCCAUGAAGUGCAGCAGACCAAAUCCAGGCGCAUGAGUAACAACAAUCACAAACCCACUAGGACCAUUCUGAAAACAGAGAAUAAGGAGGCUGCCCAGAUUGUGACGGUCCAGUACACAGAAACUACUCAGGAAAAGAAUCCUGGCAAUGAGUUACAGGUGUACUAUGCACCUCAUAACACCUACACUGACUUCUUUGAUGAGCUCAACCGUCGUGGCGACACUUUCUACGUGGUGUCUUUCCGCAGGGAUCAUCUUCUACUUCCUGCCACCAGUCACAAUAAAGGAAGUCCACCGAAGAUGUCUUUGGUGUUGCCUGCAAUGAACAUAAAUGAGAGCGUCAUCAGGGACAAAGAUUUUCAGGUGAUGAUGCAGAUCGACUGUGAAGUAACGGAUACCAGGAUCCUGCACAUCAGGUCUUCCUCAAUUCCUCCUUUGUUCCGGGUCAACCACACAGACGUGUUUUACCAGCACUCCCCGACCAACAGCCAGGCCACGCCUCCUGUUGGUGUGCUGAUGGGGUCUGCCUAAAAUUACCCAUCAGCACCCACUUUAUUUCUUAACCACUCAACAAAACCCAUGAACGUUGAUGAAUAAUAUCAUGAAGCUGGUGUGAUCUCCCUGACAUAAUAAUACAAAAUAGAUAUGAAUGUUUUCUGUAGAAACCCAACCAUUAGCCACAGUCUUUCAUAGCAAUGACACCCAGAAGUCGCCUGUAACGGGGUCCAAGCAGAUGCGAGUUCCAUGUGUGGUGAGACCGACUUCACCCUUUGACCCUAGACAUCCCACAGAAGGGUAACUGCUUAGUGGCAGGACACAGAGCAUUGAACGUGGGAUCUUCCCAGUCUAACAAACAAAACCACAUAGCAGCUCUUCCCUCCCUGAAACUCGGGACAGAGCCAAUAAAACCAAUUGAUAUAAACUUAAGAUACUUAAAAGACAGAAGUCUUUGUAUCUCAACUAAAAACAGUGUGCUGUAGUCAGCUAAAAAAAAAGAAAAGGAAAUUGUAUUUGUGAAACAAUAAGAUGCUAGAUUAAUUACAUGUGGCACCAGAGGAAAUCGAUAAACUCAGGAAAGGUAAGUGAUCAGUGAGCACAAACCACUAUUUUCUGGUUUCGAGUGCUGUUUUUUUCAAGUAUAAAUGAUGUUUUUAUGGUUGUCAUUGCACUGUGCAUUGCUUAUAAAAGAACUCAUAUAUAUAUAGAUAUAUAUAUUCUGUAUGUUUAUUAUUAUGUCACAGGAAUUUUGUGGUGUGAUGCAAUUUGCUUUCUGCUGUUAAAAUGUUUUCUGCCUUUGUUUUCCUCAUCUGUCUUGUUUUGUUUUGGGAACUUUUUAUUGUGACUGACCACAGAAAAUUGACGGGCAUAUCAAAUAUGAAAUAUUAAACGGUGGAAAAAGGAAUUUACAAUAAAUGUUAGGAGAGUUCUAGUAUCAACUUUCAAACUAAUUUGAAAUUUCCACUAAAAAGCUAGUGGUUAUUAUAAAUAAUAAAUGAAUUGCACUUUGAUAUGGUCCACUUAAAGCUGUAAAAUUGUAUCUUGGACAUUCUUUGUUUAAGUCCUGUGUGCAGUAGUGAUAGAUUUUAGUUCAAAUUAGUUAACAUGUGCACUGUAAAUGCAGAACCUGGUAAGUUCUGAUUAAAAUGCCUUAUUUCAAUGUGUCCUUUUUUACCUAUAAUUUGGGAAUUUUUAAAUUAGAAAUAAUGUCAUCAGAUUUAGUCACUUUGUCUGUGAUGACACAACAUACUAACUAUACCACUGUGAGUGAAAGUGGAUUUCUUUCAGGAACACAGUUGUACAGAAGGUUGUUUUAACGCUACAAAAAAACCACAUGCACCUAACACAUGUGAUGUUAAGAGCCAAACGUUUUCGUUUACUUUUUUCUCCCCAUGGUUUUAAAAAUAAAUUUGAUUUCCCUCAUUGUUUUCACUGCAUCCCAACAAGACUUGCGGUCAAGGCAACAGAACAAAUAUAAACAUGUGUGGGGUUCUUUUUGUAUUCUGUGUAAUAAACACUGGAUUUUCUCUAA